Paramecium sonneborni is the source of this 678-nucleotide messenger RNA. The record is from the annotation of a GenBank genome assembly. NCBI's taxonomy places the organism in Eukaryota, Ciliophora, Oligohymenophorea, Peniculida, Parameciidae.
AAGUAAUGAAAAGGCACAAAAGUGUAGGCUCUUAAGAAAUAAAAAUAAAGAAAUACAAUAAUUGAAAAGAUUAAAAUGCCAAGCAAUCCUAAAAUACUUUUGAGAUUUAUGAUAGUAGCUUAUUAGUUAAUUUUUGUAUAUCCUACCAAAAUCAAUGCAAAGAAUAAAAAAAGUAUAGGUAAUUAUAAAGUUGUGAUGCAUUUUUAUAGAUAGUGAAAAAUAAAUUUUCUUAAUGAAUAAUGAUUUUUAGGAUUUAGGUUUCCAAACAAUCCAAAAAUUAAAAAUAUUCCAAUAAUUGUAAAAAAUGAGAUUAGUAACAUAAUUACCAUAGUCAAACUUAAAGGGCCAAAAUCUAUUUAAGAUUCAAAGGUAUAUGGAAUUAUCAAAGUUAUUUAUGCGAAUUAUUUUAAAAGAUAAAAAUGUCCAUCAAUGUAAUUCCAUAAAUGCCAUCCAUUCAAAGGAAGCAUUAAAGCAAGAUAUUACAAAUUAACAAUUAACACAUUCAUUAUUAUUGAAAAUUCAGAUGGUUGACUGUUAUGAGCUAAAUGAGCUAAACAUGAUAGCUAUUCAAAUAUUAUAAAUUUCAUUAAAUUAAAUGAUAAGGAAAGAAUGACACUAUUAUAAUUAUCAACUUAACAAAUUUAUUGAGCAGCUUCCUAUAUAAUAAUAACAAAGUGC